CUCUCUUUCUCUCUCUCUCUAUUCUCUUUCUCUCUCUCUCUUUUCUGCAGCUGCAGCAAACAUUUAGAUCUGUGGACAAAUUAAACACAAUAAAACUAAAUCCUAUUAUUUAACUGUAGGUUUAGUUUUUGAGGAGUUUAGUUGCAACUACUCUAUAUAAAUAUUUUACAUAUUUUAUAUUAUUAUUGUUAUUUUUAGAUUAAUGCACAUAUUAGUAUGUUACGAUUUAUUUAAUGCACCAUAAUAACUUAUUGCAUUAUUUUGUGCACCCCAUGCAAUACAGGGGUUCAAAGUUUGAAAAGGCCUAUAAGAAAAAUAAAUAUCUUCACUUAAUCAAAUGUAUUAUAUAUUUUUUAAGGGGGGGGCAAGGUCAUUGAAAAAAUGCUGCAGCACUUCUUCUUCUGCAUAUCUGCUGGCCCCACGUUAUAUUCAAUUAGGGCAGGCCCCUCCCCUUAACUGAUGACACUGACAGACCCUCCUUAAGUUGCGUCGCGCCACAGCUGUCUGCGAGCAUUGAGCUGCCUGGCGCCAUCCUGAAAGAAUGCCUUCACUGUAAAAAAAAAAAAAAAGGGGGCUGGAGAAAGAGAGCGAGAGAGAGAGAGAGAGAGAGGUAGACUAGAGCAAGGGUGAGAGAGUCAGAGCCACACGGAGCCAGAGAGCGAGAGAGAGAGAGAGCGAGAGCGAGAGAGAGAGCGGAGUUAAUGGAGAGGGAUACAACUGCGCACAAACACAGAUUUGAUCAGUGAGUUUAACUUGCUGGUGCUGGUCAGUGCGCAGCGAUCGAGCCCGCGCGCCCUCGACUCAAACCUCCACUUUACUUGUUGAACCGGACUCGAACACACACACACACGCACACACACCGAGACGAGGAAGAAGUUCAGGAACCGUGCGUCGGGCUGCUGGAUUCCAUUUUGGACGUUAUUUAUAUGACAACACCGUUGUUGCAUUUGUAAUGUGGGGUGACCAGAAGCGAGCGCGGAACCUGUGGAUUUAACGAGAAUAAUCACGGAUUUGGGACAGACUCUUUCUUCUCUUGUGACGUGCACCGGUUUGCUUCGGCGUGCAUGAACAUUUUCUGAAGAAGAAACCCCCCCACUCACACGCACACACACAGAAAACAAGAGAAAAAGGCAAAGCGAUGGAAGUAAGUGCGGAUCAGCCACGAUGGAUGAGCCAUCAUCCCGCGGUGUUGAACGAGCAGCAUCCCGGCUCACACCACCCGGGCCUCGGCCACUCAUACAUGGACCCUUCCCAGUAUCAGCUCGCUGACGAUGUGGAUGUACUGUUUAAUAUCGAUGGACAGGGGAACCACGUCUCUCCAUACUAUGGAAACUCUGUCCGAGCCGUCCAGAGGUACCCUCCUCCUCCUCACAGUAGCCAGGUGUGCCGUCCCUCAUUACUGCACGGCUCCCUGCCCUGGCUGGAGGGGAGCAAAGGCAUCCCCCCGCACCACAGCACUUCUCCCUGGAACCUGAGCCCCUUCCAAAAGAACCCCCUGCACCACGGAUCCCCGGCCAGCCUGUCCGUCUACCCCUCGGCCUCCUCCUCCUCCCUGUCCACCGGCCACUCCAGUCCGCACCUCUUCACGUUUCCCCCCACCCCACCGAAAGACGUGUCCCCGGACCCGGGCUUAUCCACCCCGGGCAGCAGCUCCGGGCGGCAGGAGGACAAAGAGUGCAUAAAGUACCAGGUGACCCUGGCCGAGAGUAUGAAACUGGAGUCAGCUCACAGCCGGAGCGUGGCCGGGUCAGGCUCCCACCAUCACCCCAUCGCCACAUACCCACAAUAUGUCCCCGAAUACGGGCCAGGCCUCUUCCCACCAAGUAGCCUGAUAGGUGGGUCAUCUUCUAGUUAUGGUUCCAAAACAAGACCAAAAACAAGGUCCUGUUCAGAGGGCAGAGAGUGUGUGAACUGCGGGGCCACGUCGACCCCCCUGUGGCGGCGGGACGGUACGGGUCACUAUCUGUGUAACGCCUGCGGACUCUAUCACAAGAUGAACGGGCAGAAUCGCCCCCUCAUCAAGCCCAAGCGGCGGCUGUCGGCAGCCAGGCGGGCGGGGACCUCGUGUGCAAACUGUCAAACGACAACGACGACGCUGUGGCGGAGAAACGCCAACGGGGACCCGGUGUGCAACGCCUGCGGCCUCUACUUCAAACUGCACAAUAUCAACCGACCUCUGACCAUGAAGAAGGAAGGCAUCCAGACCAGGAACCGGAAGAUGUCCAGCAAGUCCAAGAAGAGCAAAAAGUCCCAAGACACCAUGGACGACUUCUCCAAGAGCCUGAUGGACAAGAGCAGCUCCUUCAGCCCGGCCGCCCUCUCCCGCCACAUGUCGUCCUUCCCGCCCUUCUCGCACUCCGGCCACAUGCUGAGCACCCCCACCCCCAUGCACCCUUCCUCCGGCCUCUCAUUCGGCCCCCACCACCCCUCCAGUAUGGUCUCAGCCAUGGGUUAGACGGACCCUCGGCCCCACCACCACCACC
Pleuronectes platessa (European plaice) is the source of this 2483-nucleotide messenger RNA. It is a transcript of the gene gata3, whose product is annotated as GATA binding protein 3. The record is from RefSeq and is a predicted model, not a curated record. Lineage: Eukaryota; Metazoa; Chordata; Actinopteri; Pleuronectiformes; Pleuronectidae. Bases 1139 to 2455 code for a protein of 438 amino acids. Gene Ontology annotation, cellular component: nucleus. Gene Ontology annotation, biological process: negative regulation of transcription by RNA polymerase II; immune system development; cell fate commitment. Gene Ontology annotation, molecular function: DNA-binding transcription factor activity, RNA polymerase II-specific; zinc ion binding; RNA polymerase II cis-regulatory region sequence-specific DNA binding. The transcript has 6 exons.